AUGAAGAAGGCACUAAGCAAUCCAUACUACAAGGGUGUGUCAACAGAAUGGUGGGCUGAAGCUGUAAGUACAGCAGUGUACCUUAUUAAUCGUUCCAUAAACACGGCACACGCGGACUCGACACCGUACAAGUUGAGUUUCAAGGUGAAGCUCCAUAUGGAGUACUUGCGCGUGUUCGGAUUGCAGGGUUACGCUCACGUUGACGAUGCGAGGAGAACGAAGCUCGAGUCGAAGAAGUUUAGCUGUAUGUUUCUUGGGUAUGCCGUAACCGUAAAUGGAUACCAUUUAUUUGGCUUGGACGAUUCCAAGGUCAAGACGUCAUGGUCGGUCAAGCUGGACGAGCGUGAGGUGGGCGGUAUAUAUGACACGCAAAAAUCGCAACUUGGAAUGGUCACUCAAAUAAAGGAACCUAUUCCGGAUGCGGAGAUGGACGACGUGGAACCUGAGGAAGAGGAUUUUUAA
Molecule: messenger RNA, 462 nt
Organism: Peronospora matthiolae
Lineage: Eukaryota; Oomycota; Peronosporomycetes; Peronosporales; Peronosporaceae
Source: the annotation of a GenBank genome assembly